AUGUCGUCCUGCGAACCCCUCCCUACAUCUGCUGCCUCCAAGCAGAAGGCCUCUUCCGAGUCCGAGUCCGACUCCGACUCCUCCUUCCCCGAUCACAUCCAGUCCCUGUUGAACAAGUACGACGUUACGACCAACGGGUUCCUUCCGGAGGGGCCACCGCUUGAGGUGCUGCCAGACGAGUACUAUGCGCCAUGGGAAGAACUCAUCGGACGGUUGCCAGAGUCGUUAGAUGCCGGCACGUUUCGAGAGGAGGCAGAUAGGUUGCCGAUUCUGGAGACGGAUCGGCUGAAGACUGAGGGAGAGUGGAGGAGGGCGUAUGUGGUGCUGUGUUUCUUUGCGCAUGGGUAUAUUUGGGGAGGUUCGAGGCCAAGUGAGAUCCUCCCCCCACCAAUCUCCAUCCCCCUCCUCGCCGUCUCCUCCCACCUCGACCUCCCACCCAUAGCAACCUACGCCUCCCUCAACCUCUGGAACUUCCGCUGCGUUCCUCCCCCAUCGUCCUAUCUCAGCGGUCUUCUCCCUCCCUCUCCCCCACUAACCCCCGCCUCCUCCUCCUCCUCUCCAUCUCUCACCUCCGGCUCACAGCAGCCCACAUGCGCCAAAUUCGACCCAACAGACCUCUCCCGCCUGCAAACCCUCCACACCUUCACCGGCACCCCUUCCGAAUCGUGGUUCUACCUCGUCUCCGUCGCCAUGGAGGCACAAGGCGCUUACAUCAUCCCCACCAUGCUUCGCGCUCUGCAAGCCAUCGGUCAACGGUCCGAGAACUGGAAGGAGACGACGACGAAAGCGCUGAGGGAGCUGGUGAAGUGCGUGGACGCAGUGGGCGAGCUGUUGGAACGGAUGUACGAAGGGUGCGAACCCAUGGUCUUUUAUCACCGGAUUAGACCCUUUCUGGCGGGGAGUAAGGGGAUGAGCGCCGUUGGGUUGCCGAAGGGGGUGUUCUAUGACCUUGGCCCUGCUGCUGAAGGGUUAGGGGAGGAAGGGGAAGAGCGGGUGCAGGGAGAGAGAAGGAAGGGGAAGUGGAUGGCGUAUAGAGGGGGGUCAAAUGGGCAGUCGUCUCUUAUUCAGUUUUGGGAUCUGGUGUUGGGGGUGGAGCAUGUUAGUGCUGGGAAUUCUUCUCCUCACUCCGGCUCCGGCUCCGGCUCCGGCAAGAAGAAAGAGCAGCAGAAACUCAAACCCUUCCACGAAGAAGUAAGAGAGUACAUGCCGCUCAAACACCGACAAUUCCUCUCUCUGGUGUCGAAAAUGGGCCGCGGCAAGGGGGGGAUUCGGAAAGCGGUGAUGGAGAUGGUGGAAGCUGCGGAGCAAGAGGGGAGGGAGUUGGACGGAAAGGAGAGCGAGCUGCAGAAAGCUUUCCAGGAUGCGACGAGGGCGUUGGCGGGGUUUAGGAAUAAACAUUUGCAGAUUGUGGCGAGGUAUAUCGUUAUUCCUUCGAGGCAGGCGGUGCCGGAGGGGAUGGUGAGGAAGAUGAUGGGGAGGGGUGGUGGGAGGGGGAGUGACAUGGAGGGAAAGGAGCGGAAGGAGGAGCAAAGGGAGAGGGUGGUUAAUUUGGCGACUGCUAGUUCGGGGUUGCAGCUGAGGAAGGAGGGUGGCAAGGAGGAUGUGAAAGAGAGAGCAGGACCGGAAUUGACAGGAACGGGAGGAACGGCGUUGUUGCCGUUUUUGAAGCAGACGAGGGAUGAGACGUUGAAGGCGGGAGAGGUCGGGAGGUGA
Messenger RNA from Neurospora tetraspora, 1713 nucleotides. RefSeq names its product indoleamine 2,3-dioxygenase beta type. NCBI's taxonomy places the organism in Eukaryota, Fungi, Ascomycota, Sordariomycetes, Sordariales, Sordariaceae. Gene Ontology annotation, cellular component: cytoplasm. The transcript is spliced from 2 exons. Gene Ontology annotation, biological process: 'de novo' NAD+ biosynthetic process from L-tryptophan. The record is from RefSeq and is a predicted model, not a curated record. Bases 1 to 1713 code for a protein of 570 amino acids. Gene Ontology annotation, molecular function: metal ion binding; indoleamine 2,3-dioxygenase activity; heme binding.